Messenger RNA from Bactrocera tryoni, 2078 nucleotides. It is a transcript of the gene MCU, whose product is annotated as calcium uniporter protein, mitochondrial. The transcript has 7 exons. Lineage: Eukaryota; Metazoa; Arthropoda; Insecta; Diptera; Tephritidae. Gene Ontology annotation, cellular component: mitochondrial inner membrane; uniplex complex. Gene Ontology annotation, biological process: mitochondrial calcium ion homeostasis; calcium import into the mitochondrion. The record is from RefSeq and is a predicted model, not a curated record. Gene Ontology annotation, molecular function: uniporter activity; calcium channel activity. The coding region runs from base 624 to 1757 and encodes 377 amino acids.
UUCUUCGCGUGUUGGGGACAUUUUAUUUCGCAGCGUGGAGCAUAGCCAUCCGCCGCGGCACAAUUGUAAAGCGAAAGAACAAACGAACGAGCGAGCAAGUGAACCCGAUCCAUAGCUAAUGACAACGACUAGUGAGUGAGCUCCCCGGUGUUUGGAUUUGUUGUCUUACCUAGAGGCAAACACAUUUACAUACCAACCUACGGUGGAGUAUAACUGAACGCUAGCGGGCUCGUGUGUGUGUGUGUGUUUGUGCAAAGUGGAAUAUUAUAAGAAGAAAAAAAUAAUAAAAGUGUAUAAUAAUAAAGUAUGUGAAUAAAAGUGGAGCAAGAAAAUUGUCCAGAGAAGUGCUUGAUCCCAAAUUUUUAUAAAAAAAUAAGCAAAAUUUCUUCCUCACUAGCAGCAAGAGUGCGUGCAAAAAAAAAUUGUGGAAAAUUUAAAGUUGAGUUCGCAAUUUAUUGAAAUUUGUUUGCAUCGGCUUUCGGCAAAGUGAAGUUAUCGGUUGUGCUUUGUUAUUGUUGCCUACUUUAGAGGUGCUGUGGACGGCGCGGCAAAGCGUUACAAUAGUGGGCGUACGUAUAAGCGGGCGUGUCAUUGCUGGUGUAGUUACAGGAUUCGGGGUGAAUAUGGCGCCGGGCGUAUGCGUAACAAGUUUCCGUAUGCUACUGCGACGUACGGAGUUAAGCAGCCAGCUGAGCCGUGGACUGCGGCUGACGCCAACCGCGCCGUACUUGUUGAAUUCGUGGAGCACACGGAGAUAUUGUAAACAGAGCAACGACACGUCAAAGGACGAGCAACAACAACGCACAGGCGAUGUCUACGUUGAAUAUAUUCAAGGACUUCCACACCUAACAGUGCCGCUGCCAAGCAGAUUGGAAAAAUGCCGAUUUGCUCUGAGGCCCGUGUCGCACAAAGUAGGCGAUCUUAUCGAAAUGCUGAAAAUUGAAGAUCACGGUAUUGAUCGAGCGGUUGUGCUGAACAAAUGUGGUGUACGAAUAGCGUCCACUUGCGCCAUCGACAGCCUUAUGGAUGAGCCAUUUUGGCUUCAAAUAAAUGAUAACAAAUACGAAGUGAUCCCUCCUAAAAGGAAAAAAAUCGACUCUGAAGACUUAAAGAGGCUUAGUGAUGUUAGAACUUUAGUAGCACAAUUGUAUGAAGCUUUACAUGUCGGCGAAUAUCAUUUGCACAAAGAACAAGAACUAGUGAAAAAAAUAGAAAAUUUAAAAUUUGAAAUAUCACCUCUAGAAAUGGAAAAGCAGGAACUUGCUAAACUAGCGCAACGUAAAACGGUCGUCGCAACGUGGGUCGGACUCAGUUUAAUGGCGGUACAAUUUGGCGUCUUGGCGCGCCUUACUUGGUGGGAAUACUCUUGGGAUAUCAUGGAACCCGUCACAUACUUUGUUACAUAUGGCACCACGAUGGCCCUAUAUGCUUAUUACUGCCUAACGAAAUCGGAAUACACUUACGAAACAGUUAGGGAUCGUCUCUUCCUGAUUACAAUGCACAAAAAGGCCAAAAGGAAGAGCUUUGACAUUGAAAAGUAUAAUCAAUUAAGACGUGAAAUCGCCGAAGCUGAAUACGACUUGCGACGCCUACGCGAUCCCAUCAACUUGCAACUGCCGCCACAUAUUGAUCGUUCGCAACGCUCAAUACCAAUUGAACCACCAACGAGCGGUGGCGAAACACGCCUCCUAACGGCCGUUACAUGUGAAAAGAAACCCGCUAGCUUCCGACUGCCCUUUUUAGAACCAAAAAAUUAGAUUUUUUAUAUACAUAAGUAAUUUAUCAGUUGAACAUAUUUACGUAUGUAGGUAUGUAUGUUAUGUAACUAUGUUAGUUCCACACGGAACACAAUGUUGAGUUUCACGUAAGCACAAACUGGCUUCAUGCAAAUACAAAUACAAAAAGCAAAUACAAAUAUUAAUGAUAGUAACAUAGUAACGUACCACGUACUCGUAUAGCUGAAUACAAACAUACAUACACAAUAACAACAACUGAAUAUAGUUUUAAGAGGCACGUGUUGUCCUGUGCGACUUCGUCGCUCGUUCGUUCGUUCGUUCGUUCCUUUUGUAGUUUCAAUU